AUGAAAUUCCAAAAACCACCUGAGCUUCCUGAACAGAUCAAAAGCCUGAUAGACGAAGUUGCUCGUCGAGCUUCACCUGGGCCAGAUGCGAACGAGCGAAGAUUGGAUUUGGAAGAGAGGCAGGAACGCUUAGCAGAAAAACAACGACAGCUUCGUUCGCAGUUCCAGCAACUACAGCAAAUGACUCCCUUGCCUUGA
Molecule: messenger RNA, 198 nt
Organism: Cylicostephanus goldi
Lineage: Eukaryota; Metazoa; Nematoda; Chromadorea; Rhabditida; Strongylidae
Source: the annotation of a GenBank genome assembly